This is a messenger RNA of Hippoglossus stenolepis (Pacific halibut), 1668 nucleotides long. RefSeq names its product homeodomain-interacting protein kinase 3-like. Gene Ontology annotation, cellular component: PML body; nucleus; cytoplasm. The transcript has 9 exons. Gene Ontology annotation, biological process: positive regulation of transcription by RNA polymerase II; intrinsic apoptotic signaling pathway in response to DNA damage by p53 class mediator; peptidyl-serine phosphorylation. Gene Ontology annotation, molecular function: transcription corepressor activity; protein serine/threonine kinase activity; protein tyrosine kinase activity. The record is from RefSeq and is a predicted model, not a curated record. NCBI's taxonomy places the organism in Eukaryota, Metazoa, Chordata, Actinopteri, Pleuronectiformes, Pleuronectidae. The coding region runs from base 226 to 1668 and encodes 480 amino acids.
CAUCAAAGGAUUCAACAACAAAUUAAAGCCCUCAAAUUCUCAUUUGAAUUUUAAAAAACAACAACAACAAAGACAACCCUUGUGUUGUGAGGUCACAGCAGCAGAGCUUUGAUGUAAAGGGCUCAGUUCACCUUUGACAGUUGGAGAGAGACACACAAGCAAGAAGACUCUGGAUUACAGAUCAAUUCUCAGCUUCUCAUUAUUGAACUGCAAACACUGGACAUCAUGUCAUCGUGGGAAACUCCAGAAGAUCCUUCUGCUGCCUCAGUUUCACUGACAGCACCUGAUGCUCAGGCCGGCCAGACGCUGGACAGCAGCUCUUCCUCCUAUUCGGUCCUGGACUUUCUAGGGGAAGACCAAACAGAUCGUGGCUGUGAAAAUCCUGAAGGACACGAGGUCGCCCAGGACAUUGAGCAGGAGGUUACCAUGCUGAAAGUCAUCAGUGACCUGGAUGCGGAUCUCACCAACAUGGUCAAGUUCCAUGAAGAAUUCCAGCACAUGGAACAGACCUGUUUGGUGUUUGAGAGGCUGGACAUGAGUCUUUAUGACAUGCUAGAGCAGCGAGAGUGGGAGCACCAUCCUCUACAUGAGAUCCGCCCAGUUGCCAAGCAGCUCUUGGUGGCCUUGGAUGCCCUGAAGGGUCUCGGCGUCUUGCACACUGACAUAAAACCAGACAACGUUAUGUUCGUUAACAUGAAGGAUCAGCCACUCAGGGUUAAGUUAAUUGAUCUUGGCUGCGCCAUUAUGGCGUCCCAAGUCGAGCUGGGGACGGAGAUCCAGCCGUGUGGGUACAUGGCUCCAGAGAUCUCUCUGGGUCUUCCAUUCUCCGAGGCCGUCGAUGUGUGGGGGGUCGGGUGCGUACUGGCGUUCCUGUACCUGGCUCAAAACCUGUUCUCCGUUGAAUGCAAAUAUCAAAUGAUGAAGAACAUGGUGACAAUGCUGGGCCAGCCGCAGGACCACCUGCUCCGUGCUGGAAAGUACAGCGAGCAGUUCUUCAUCGAAGAGGAGGGUGAAGACAGUCCAUCAUGGAGACUGAUGACUGCAGAAGAAUACACUGCUGUUAAUAAUGUGGAAACAGAGGAAGAGGAGGGCUUCAUCGAGCUGCCGAACUCCCUCAAUGGCCUGAUUCAUAUCCAUCCAAAGUUGGCUGAGAUGGAAGACCGCAUGGCCUUUGUGUCUCUGUUGGAGGGGCUGCUGCAUCUUGACGGGGAUGAGAGGAUCUCUCCUCGUCAAGCUCUGGAGCUGCCCUUCAUUUCCAUGAGCCACCUGAGGGAGGACGUCCACAGCAGAGACUAUCUGACCACCUCCCAAGAAGCAAUGAGGGUCUGCCCCACUGAGGACAGCGUCCACUGUUCAACCUCAGACAGUGGCUACUCUGGAUCCAUGGACGAAGUCUCCUGGGAUUCUGUGGAGGCUCUAGACUUUACAAGUGCCACCAGUGAACUGUCCUGGUGUUCUGACCUGACUAUCAACUCCAGAGAUACCUCGGUCUGGUCGUCCAUCGGAGAUGAUGACACCAGGGAGGAAGUCUCCUGCCGUUCUGACAAGGCUGCAGAUGUCACCGCUGCAGCCACAGCCUCCUCGGGCGGCAAGAGAACGCUGCUGAGAAGAAUUAGAAAAUUCUUCUCAAGACUCACAAGCUGCUGCCGUCCAAAACCGGAGGACUGA